AUGGAUGCAGACUGUGUGAUUUCGUGCGAUUUGAUCAGUUUUGAGAACAACAGUGGUGGUAUGGAAGAAGUUGAUCAUUUCCUAGCAGAUGUUGAUGUUCAUUCUGAGGGAGAAACGCAGGACUUGGGCAUAGCAACACAAACCCAAGGCGAAGCUCGCAAAAAGCAGAAGCUGGAUGAGGCAUGUACUAUGGAGCCAUCUCUGCUUGAUAGUUCUCUGGAGAUGGGCAGCGGACAAGGAAUCAUGACGGACAUUUCGUUUGGCGUUGACAACAAGUCGAUCCACGGGGAUGCUUCAUACAGCCCUUUUGUCCAGGAGUUAUUUCGUGCUCGGGAGAACCUCUGGGUCCAGAAGGCAAAGCGUCCUACGGCCCUUGAUAUGUGGGAUGCUGCUGAUAGCACAACGUUGAAAGAUGCUGUCUAG
Molecule: messenger RNA, 423 nt
Organism: Trichoderma breve
Lineage: Eukaryota; Fungi; Ascomycota; Sordariomycetes; Hypocreales; Hypocreaceae
Exons: 1
Coding region: 1-423 (140 amino acids)
Source: RefSeq, a predicted model, not a curated record